AUGUUCAUGCGGUUAGUGGGUGUUGAAAGUACUCCAGCUGUAGAUUCUCUUCAUGUUGAAAGCCCGGAGAAGACAUCGCUAGCGACGAUUCAACGACGACCACUCCUUGCGCCGGCCUAUCCAUCAGCGCGAGUGUCUGUGCCACCUCAAACUCGUGAUCACUUAUCUGAAGAAUCCUCAAAGAACGGUGAAAACGUCGCCUCCGCGGUUGACGGCGGUAUAGCCGCUUGUAGCAGUAUCAUACCAAAGGCUAGACCUUUCGACGAGGUUGACGACGAGGGCCAUGGCCGCGCGUCGACAUCUGGAGCAUCGUAUCAAAGGAAGGUUCCGCGCGCCGGAUUUCGUGCUGGCGACACAAUAGCAUCCUACGUCUCGAAGCUCAGGCGCCAGCACUCUUGCGUGGUACAUCUGGACGAGACCAACAUACCAGGAUUUUGUGUCAUAAUGUCACCCGGUAUCCACGUACGUCUUGACUGCCGACAUAUCGAUCUCUGGGCAGUCGCAUUGGCUAAAGGGGAAAAUUGUACACUGCACACGCCUCCCAGCCUCCCGGAAUUUCGAGAUGUUCUUCAUUCCACGAUCACACACACCCAAACUACGACACCCUCUCGUGCCUCCCUGUCCAGUACCUCCCGUCACUCUCCUGACACUAGCCCGUCACUCAUCGGCAACAGGGCUACCGUGCAUGUUGCCACUCCAACGCCACAGAUCUCAAAUACUACAGCCGCUCCGCCGUAUCACCCUAAUCAUCACGAUACGCCACCCAACCAAUUGCCUGCCACUCCUCCACGCACUCCUGUCCGAUCAAAACAUGCCUUCGUCUUCGUCUCUCCUGAUAUUACCCCCAACGACAAUAUUCGCCGUUUAUUGGCUGAUUUUGCGGAUCACACAGGCAUCGACAUCCAGUCAGAAUCUCCCGUCCUCGAGUUUCAUGGAUUCGGUCCUCAGUCUAUCGCAUCAUGGACAUCCAAGACGAUCUCGCAGUGGACAGGCAUCGAAGAAAGCACCGUGAUAGAGUUACAGUCUUUUUGUGAAGAAUGGAUUGAAGCGGUUCAGAGGAAGAGGGGCAUUAUUUGA
Messenger RNA from Stereum hirsutum FP-91666 SS1, 1077 nucleotides. RefSeq lists its product as uncharacterized. The record is from RefSeq and is a predicted model, not a curated record. Lineage: Eukaryota; Fungi; Basidiomycota; Agaricomycetes; Russulales; Stereaceae. The transcript is spliced from 4 exons. The coding region runs from base 1 to 1077 and encodes 358 amino acids.